UAAUCCCCGCACGCCCCCCACAAAAUCCAUAUAUACAAAAUCUCCAUUAUUGCAGUCACGCCUUUGAGAGAGCUACACGAGUUUCUUCUUCUUCACGCCGCAGUUUCCACGGAAAUUCACUCUCAAAAAUUUAAAAGAAAAAAAUCUCCAAGAUGGCCCCCCCCAGUUACUCCGACUUGGGAAAAUCCACCCGUGACAUCUUCUCAAAAGGCUACCAUUUCGGUCUUUUUAAACUAAAUUGCAAAGCCAGCACGGUCGGAGGGGUGGACAUUUCCACGGGUGGAACACACUCCUUGGACGAAGGGAAAGUUUUUGGUGACUUGGAAACCAAGUAUAAAUUUCCGGCUUAUGGCGUUACCUUGACGGAGAAAUGGAACACGGAUAAUUUGCUCGUGACGGAGAUCAGUUGCCAGGAUAAGUUGGUGGAGGGGGGGAAGGUGGCAGUGGAGGGGGUUUUUUCACCGGAUAGUGGUAAAAAAUCCGGAACGCUAAAGUCCUCCUAUAAAUCCCCAAAUGCGACGAUUGACGUUGAUGUUUCCGGUGGGGAUGCCAAGUCGCUGUUGGUGAACGGGGCCGUUGUCCUUGGUUACCAGGGCUGGUUGGGGGGGUAUCAGCUGACUUUCGAUACCGUGGAGGGGGUUUUGAAGAAGAAUAAUUUCGCUGCGGGGUAUUCCGCUGGGGAUUUUCAGAUCAACACCAACAUUGACAACGGCGAGACCUUCGCUGGAUCGCUCUACCAACGAGUAAACAACCGCUUGGAGGCUGGCGUCCAACUUUCCUGGACCGCGGGGGGCGAAUCCACGACCCGUUUCGGACUUGGCGCGCGCUAUUUACUUGACCCAUGCACCGCCGUGCGCGCCAAAGUCAACAACCAAUCGCAGGUCGGACUCGGUUUCGAACAGAAAUUGCGGCAGGGAAUAACCCUCACCCUCUCCACCUUUAUUGACGGAAAAAACUUUAAAGCCGGCGGACACAAAAUAGGACUCGCCCUGGAACUCGAGCAGUAAUUUUUUUGAGUUGCCAUGGAAACCUAUGCGUAGUUUUUUUUUCUCUCCAUUUAUUUUUCCCUCGUUACUAUAGUUACUUCAAAAUUUAGUCAAUAUAAAUAAAUUAGUUGUCAUGGUAAAUAAAAAAAAAAGUCACGUGA
Molecule: messenger RNA, 1147 nt
Organism: Folsomia candida
Lineage: Eukaryota; Metazoa; Arthropoda; Collembola; Entomobryomorpha; Isotomidae
Product: voltage-dependent anion-selective channel
Exons: 5
Coding region: 153-1007 (284 amino acids)
Biological process (GO): monoatomic anion transmembrane transport
Cellular component (GO): mitochondrial outer membrane
Molecular function (GO): voltage-gated monoatomic anion channel activity
Source: RefSeq, a predicted model, not a curated record